Papaver somniferum (opium poppy) is the source of this 529-nucleotide messenger RNA. Its product is annotated as thioredoxin-like protein YLS8. Gene Ontology annotation, cellular component: spliceosomal complex; U5 snRNP; U4/U6 x U5 tri-snRNP complex. Bases 1 to 483 code for a protein of 160 amino acids. Lineage: Eukaryota; Viridiplantae; Streptophyta; Magnoliopsida; Ranunculales; Papaveraceae. Gene Ontology annotation, biological process: mRNA splicing, via spliceosome. The record is from RefSeq and is a predicted model, not a curated record. The transcript is spliced from 3 exons.
AUGGGAUUGCAUACACUUAAUUGUGUUGCUAGGGUUUGUAGGAAGGAAAAGGGAAAAAAAGAUGUCUUACUUCCUCACUUGCACUCUGGUUGGGCUGUGGAUCAAGCCAUCCUUGCUGAGGAGGAACGACUUGUUGUUAUUAGAUUCGGUCAUGACUGGGAUGAGAGUUGCAUGCAGAUGGAUGAGGUACUGUCUUCAGUUGCUGAGACAAUAAAGAAUUUUGCUGUGAUCUAUCUAGUCGACAUCACUGAAGUGCCUGAUUUCAACACCAUGUAUGAGCUUUACGACCCAUCAACAGUCAUGUUCUUUUUCCCUAACAAACACAUUAUGAUUGAUUUGGGAACUGGAAACAACAAGAUCAACUGGGCACUCAAGGACAAGCAGGAGUUCAUCGACAUCAUUGAGACUGUUUAUCGUGGGGCCCGGAAAGGUCGAGGUCUGGUGAUUGCACCUAAAGACUACUCCACAAAGUACCGUUACUAGAAGUCUAGAACCUGCUAUUUCAACUGCACAAGGCUAAGUCUUUGAC